Messenger RNA from Lepisosteus oculatus (spotted gar), 5884 nucleotides. RefSeq names its product family with sequence similarity 193 member A (gene fam193a). NCBI's taxonomy places the organism in Eukaryota, Metazoa, Chordata, Actinopteri, Semionotiformes, Lepisosteidae. The record is from RefSeq and is a predicted model, not a curated record.
AUCAAGUUCGAACGCCCAUCGGGCAAUGUCAAUAACGAAAUGCAUCUUGGGGCGCUGUAGUUUCGUGGCGACCUGGAAAACAACGGGACCCGGUGGGCAGAAUGGGGCCGAUAAAACAUCAUUUCCCAUAAAGCCCGAGGGUGGGCAGAUGACGCAAACGACGCAGUCGCGCGGGGACGUGAGCCCUAGCAUCCCAUUCCUGUUGGGCCGGCCAUGUUGGAACCUGAAGUCUCUUAGCUCUGUGGAGGAACAAGAGUGACUGGAUAUUUUGGAUUCCUUAUAACAGCCUUUCGAGGUGAAGGUGCGAGCCAGAAAUCUACCGGGCGGGCAGCGUUUCGACAGACGGCAGACUGCCUGUGACUUCAGAGGGAAGGGGGAACGAAAAUGAGCCCCACCGACGCAAAACGAGGAGCGAAACGCAGGAAGAGCAAGCGGGGCGGUGGCAGCAGUAGUUGCAGUGGUGUUGUUAGCAGCAGCAGUGGAAAGGCCGGGGCUUCUGCCGCGGCCCGGAGUCCGCAGGCAGCGGGAGCCCAAGCGGCGGCGAUGGGCUUGCUGACAACCGGGGGUCCUGGCAGUGACAGCGCUGGCCUGAAUAGGGAGGUAUCUUUAAAUGGUACCCAGUUCACAGAAGGGCUGGUGAAUCCUGAGUUUGCAGGAGUCUUGCAGACCCCUUUUACCUUUGGCUUAGGUCAGAGGGCACCAUACACAACAGGGGAACGAUGUCUCCUGUGCAGAAAUGAACGUAAAGAUAAUUCACUUUUGGAAACAGGGGUUUCCAGUUCUAGCAAAACAGCACUUUCCACAUCUCCAAAAACCAACAGCAUGCUUCAGUUACCUCUGUGGGUCUGCCCAGAUUGCCGGCGCACAGUGGAAAAAGAGGAACGACAUGCUGCCUUGGAGCAGUCACUUGUGAACCAGGACUUCUUAUUGCACAUGCCUGCUGGGAACAAUGGGUCGCUGCAGGAGCCUGGGGGCGGAGGAGGAAGACAAGCUAUUGGUGCACAGACACCACCAACUCCAGACCUCGGCACUCCUGUGGCCACAGAUACAGUGUGUAGCUGUGAGGCUUGUAAUGAGCGAAGGGAAAUUUCGGCAGAGUCUGAAAGAGAGUCUCAGCAGCUUCAGAAUUACUGGUCUGAAAUCCGCUACAUGGUGAGGUGUAUCUAUCGACAGACCGGAACACCACUGGCAGAUGACCAGGACCAGCCCCUGGAUCGAGACAAGGAAGGAAUGAAAGAACUAGUAGAUAGACUUUGUGAAAAAGACCCCUACCAGCUCUAUCAGCGGUUAGAGCAACAAGCUAGGGAGUACGUGCUAGAAAUGAAGGUUCGUCUACUGAAGCAUCUGUCUGUAGGCUCUAAGAUGGCAUCAGCAGUGCAAGGCCCCCCACAAGCACAUCAGUUCAUCUCCCUGCUCCUGGAGGAGUACAGUGCCCUCUGUCAAGCUGCACGCACAAUCAGCACCUUCCUGCUCACACUGGAAAAUGAGCAUUUAAAGAAAUUCCAAGUGACAUGGGAGCUACACAACAAGCACCUUUUUGAAAAUCUUGUUUUUUCGGAACCCCUUCUGCACAACAAUUUACCCAACCUCGUUGCACAGUUAAGGUGUGGGACAGCUUCACAUGAUUCCUACAGUGAAGAUAUGUAUAGCACCCUGCUUCAGAGCUACCACCAUCUUGACCAGGAAAUGAAUGUAGUUGCUGUUGAGUGGCUUGAAUGUGAAAAACGGAUAGAUGAUUAUGUAGAUGAACAGUUGCUAUUUAAAGUGGAAGGGCAGAACCAUACAAAUCAGAGGACAGAUCCACAUAAGUCACUAAUUAGCAAAAAUAUAUCAUUAAAAACAAAGCAACGCAUGCUGAAAGAAGAUUGGGAGUUCUUUAAGCAAAGAAGAUUUAUUGAAGAACAGCUAACAAACAGUAAGAAAUCCCUUACAGGAGACAAUAAUUUUACAGAUACAAUGAGACACAUGCUUUCAUCUAGGCUGAGUAUACCAGAUUGUCCCAACUGUAAUUAUCGGCGAAGGUGUACGUGUGAUGACUGUAGCCUUUCGCACAUUCUGACCUGUGGCAUUAUGGAUUCUUCCAUCGCUGAUGAUCUUCAUGUGACCAAGUCGCCAAUGCAAGUGGAGUCUGCUCCUGACUAUCUCUCUGAAGUCCAUCCACCCAGCAUGUCUUCUGCAAGCUCCGGCUCAGGACCCAGCUCCCCCAUCACAAUCCAGCAGCACCCCAGACUCAUCCUCACAGACAGUGGUCCUGCUUCCACCUUCGGCAGUGAUGAUGAUGAAGUACCUCCGCUAUCUGCUAAGUUUGCCGAUAUUUACCCAUUGGGUAGCUAUGAUGACGCAGAGGUAGCAGCCAGCAUGAAUGGAACUCAUGGUCAGCUGAAUGGAGGAGGAGAAAAUAUGGCGUUAAAAGAUGAGUCCCCGCGGGUGAGCAGCAGCAGCAGCAGCAGCAGUAGCAGCUCUUCCUCCGAAGCAGACGACGAGGAGGCUGACGGGGAGAGCAGUGGGGAGCCCCCAGGGCCGCAGGAGGAGCUCCCUUCAGGAAGGAGAGCUUCAGCGAAGGAUGACAUGAGUAGCGAUAGUCCUCCGCCAUCUUACCAGAACCAACAGACUGAUCAAGUUCAGCAUGCUUGCGAAUGUCAUGUUUGCAAGCAGGAAGUAUCUGGUAUUAAUGGAACGACACUCACGCCUGGGAGACUCCAUCCUGGCCACCAGUUCUUAACAGAGAAAACUUCCCAUCCUGCUUUGCACCUUUAUCCACAUAUCCAUGGCCAUCUACCGUUGCACACCAUCUCACAUCUACCUAGGCCCCUUCUUCACCCAACCCUCUAUACUAGUCCGCCUUUUACACACAGCAAUAAGACGCCUCCAUCAGCCCCGACAACCAACCACACGGGCAAACAUCAGGUUUUCAAUGCUUCACUUCAAGACCAUAUUUAUCAAAACUGUUUUGGGAACACUACAGACUGGAACAGUUCACUCCCCCCGUCUCUGAAGUUUGAAAACAUCUGGGAAACAUCAGUCAUGAACUGGAAUCCAGCAAUUUUUCUGCAGGAGCCGCUCUCAGGUGAUAUGCUUGGAUCGGCUCUCCCGGAAAUCAGACCAGACGUUCCACCACCAUCAUCCAGUGCUGAAACCACAACCCCUACAGAAACCACAGAAAAAAAGAACACAGCCAAGAAGAAAUGUCUCUAUAAUUUCCAAGACACAUUUAUGGAAGCUAAUAAAGUUGUUAUGGCAACAUCUUCAGCAACCUCAUCCGUGUCCUGCACAGCUACUACUGUCCAGUCAAGUAAUAAUCAGAUCAAAGUUUCAUCUAAAAGACCCACUUCUUUAGGUGAGGUAUUUCACAAUCUAGGUAAAGAGGACCACAGACACCCACCUCCAGUUGUACCUAGAAAUAGCCCGACAGGUUUAGCUUCACUCCCUCCUCUUAGCGCCACAACAUUCUCUCCAGCCGCCGCUCCUCAUCUCCCCACUAUUGGAGCUCCAGCUUUCCCAAAGAUGGCUGCCACAGCCCCUGGCUUCGUGGACCCCCACCAAGGCCUGUGCCCUCCCUCAGCGGCGCCCCCUGCUGCGGCCACCGAAAGCUCUGUCAGCGCCCCGCCCAGCGUUUGCAGUGACCCGGACUGCGAGGGCCAUCGAUGUGAAGGCAGUAGUGCAUAUGACCAUCAGCAGUACGAUGGCGAGGAGAGCCAGGAUGAGGACAGCUGCUCAGAACACAGUUCUAGCACUUCGACAUCCACCAAUCAGAAAGAAGGAAAGUACUGUGACUGCUGCUACUGUGAAUUCUUUGGCCAUGGGGGGCCUCCAGCGGCGCCAACAAGUCGGAACUAUGCAGAAAUGCGCGAGAAGUUACGCCUUCGGCUCACAAGGCGGAAAGAGGAACAGCCAAAGAGAGGUGACCAGCUGCUGGACAGGGAGAGCUUAGAAGACCACCGAAAGGUAGAAGACCUAUUACAGUUCAUAAACAGCGCCGACUCCAAACCUGUCAGCAGCUCUCGGGCGGCCAAAAGGGCGCGGCACAAACAGAAGAAGAUGGAGGAAAAGGCCCGUCUGGAGGCCGAGGCCCGGGAGAGGGAGCAGCAGCAGUUGCUUGAGGAGCAGCGGCGGAGGGAGGAGGAGACGCUGAAACAGGAGCUGCUGAGGCUUCAGGAGCUCCAGCAGCUGAGGGCUGUAAAGAAAAAGAAAAAAGACAAAACAAAAGAGGUUCAAAAAGCAGAACCUGCUGCACCCCAGAACCCCCAACACUUAAAGGAAACCGCUCAGAACGCAUUGGACAACUUUAAGAAUGGUAAACCCCAGCUGCUGCAAGACAUUAUUCAGCUACCCAGUCCUCAGACUGGACCGGAAGACAAUAAAGAGCAGCAGAGAUUAGUGCAUGAGCCCACUAUGACUAAGCAGACCUGGGUGAAUGGAAAAGACUGUAGGCAGCUUAAUCAAAUGCAGAGCCAGAAGAACGCAAAGGUGAAACAGGUGGACACACCUGUUCCUCCUGAAGCUCUCAUGCAGAAAGAAGUGAAUGGAAAGUCAAAGGUAAGGCAGCCACUAAGCAAACUUGUAACAGAGAUAGCAAAGAAGUCCCCUGAAAUAUCCAAAGGUACAGAGUUGACCGCAAAGACUACUAACGGCGCUCAGAUAGAGUCUAAGCCUAAACCUGGAGAGGAUCCUUCGAGUGAAGUGAAAAGGGAAGACAAGAUCAACAGCUUAAACGGCAAGAAGCAGCUAAAUCACGUGAGAGAGGACAAGGCAGCUGAAGUCACAGAGCUGCCUCCCCAGGUGGAGCAGCAGAACAGCAAGCCCAGCACAGCCGAAUCUCCACAGCCUAAAGGAAAGGCCAAGAAGAACAAAAAGAAAAAGGGAGAUAAGCUCAACAACUCCAUCGAUGAUGUGUUCCUGCCAAAAGACAUUGACCUGGACAGCGUGGAAAUGGAUGAAACAGAACGAGAAGUAGAGUACUUUAAAAGAUUUUGUUUGGACUCUGCUAGACAGACUAGACAGCGGCUUUCCAUCAACUGGUCAAACUUUAGCUUGAAGAAAACCACAUUUGCUGCACACUGAUAACCAUACAAAAAGACAUUGGCAGGAACCAAUCACUGACUGCUGACUCAGCCCUGCUGUGCUAGAAGCUCCUUUGGCCUCUGAGCUUCUGCUGCCUUGCCUUGUCCUUGUUGCUGCGAGGGUCUGUGAAGAACCCGUUUGGCCUGAUAUUCUUGCAGAACUGAAAAAAAAGAAAAACAAAACAAAAGCUACUUUCUACCUGAAUUUGUUUGCUUGUGUGCUUGUAGUCUGUGAGUGGGACAUUUCUCUUGACUGUAGCCAUAUCCUGAUGAAGCUAGAACAUAAAAUGACUUUUGUUCAGAUUUAUUCUGGCUUCCCCCUCCCUCCCCCACCUAUAGUAGUCCAGGCUGCUUACGUUCUGUUUGGAUGAAGGUCCUCCAAAAAGAAACCAUUAAAACUUUUUUCACUGUAACUGUGGCUUCUAUCACACAUGCAUCCAGCACUUCUUUCAGAUUGCUGACAAGGGAAUGGGCUUGGUCAGUAUCACUCUACUUUACUCCAGCUUUCUACACAAUAAGGUUUUAAAAAAGAAGGAGGGCUGAUACUUGACAAUGCAUUUUUCUUUUUGUCUCACAAUCCACUGUUCAAAAGUGUUCAAGUUAUGUGUUUUUUUUUUCUUCUUGACCUGUAGCCAGCUUGUAUCAGAUUACUUGCAGAAUGGAAUUUAAGAAAAGAACAGUACUCACACUAUCGAACCUGUUAUAGAGUGUAUAUUGUAUUAACACUGAAGCCAAACUGGCUACUUUUUAACAUAUUGUUAAGUAAUAUUAAAAAUCUUGUCUUUCUUUUUUGAAAGAUGGAAUACAGUAGUAUGGCAGGAAGA